Messenger RNA from Saccharomycodes ludwigii, 2478 nucleotides. It is a transcript of the gene UBP1, whose product is annotated as ubiquitin-specific protease UBP1. Lineage: Eukaryota; Fungi; Ascomycota; Saccharomycetes; Saccharomycodales; Saccharomycodaceae. The record is from RefSeq and is a predicted model, not a curated record. The transcript has a single exon. Gene Ontology annotation, molecular function: cysteine-type endopeptidase activity; cysteine-type deubiquitinase activity. The coding region runs from base 1 to 2478 and encodes 825 amino acids. Gene Ontology annotation, biological process: protein deubiquitination. Gene Ontology annotation, cellular component: nucleus; cytosol.
AUGAUGGAAACUAUUCGUACUACAAGUUCCCGUUUAACUUCAAGUUUCAGAAAUGUUUCUGGGUUAAAUAAUACUAAUAAAUCAUUCUACAGUACAGCUUUGAGUACUAUUGUACUACAUGAGGGUGGCUAUAUCGGUGGUCUAGUCAAUGAGGGUAAUACUUGUUUCAUGAAUAGUGUGUUACAAAGUUUAGCAUCUUCUAAAGAAUUAAUGGAAUUUUUAGAUAAUGAAAUUAUAAAGAGGGCUCAAGAUGAUGAAGACGACGAAGACGAUGAUGAUGACGAUGAUGAUGAUGAUAAUUAUGAUGAUGACUAUAAUAAUGAUAAUAAUAAUGAUAAUGAUAAUGAUGGCAAUGGUAGAAAUAAAGAAAGGGAUGGUCCAAAUGAUGCUAAGGAAGCAUAUCAAGAACGAAAUCUUAAUGAAGAUACCCUUAUGGAAAACACAAAAUCAGUCAAAAAUGAAAUUGAUAAUAAGGGACAAUAUAAAAGUCAUGUAUCUUCCAAAAAUAAAAAAAAAUCACAUGGUAAAUCCAAAAAAAUUAAGAAAAAGAAAAAGAGAUAUUCAUCUUCACUAUUGUUUGAUGAAGAUGAGUCCAUUAAUAUUGAAUUUACUUUAGCUUUAAAAGACUUAUUGGACAAAUUGAAUGCUAAGCAUUAUAAAAACAGACCUUAUUUUAAAACUAACAAGUUGUUGAAAACAAUGAGUAAAGCGCCAAAUAAAAAUAUUAUUUUGGGCUAUGAUCAAGAAGAUGCACAAGAAUUUUUCCAGACAAUACUAACAGAACUGGAAAAAAACGUCAAGAGUGUUAACCAUGAGCCAUUAAAGAAAAGCAAACAACUUCAAUCAAUAGAAAAAGAGCCGGUUUUUAAAUUACCCGAAGACGCCUUAAUGGCACAAGAUUCAUUGUCCAAAAUUGGUACCGUGUAUAUUCCAACAAUCCAAAUAGAUCCAAAUCUUGUUGAUAGGAAGCAAGAGGCCAUAAAGAAUGAUACUGCUCAAGUUGGUAAUGGAGAUGAAAAAAAGUUUUUCACUCCGUUCAAAUUAAUUACACCGGUAGACGGUAUAAGUGCCGAGCGUAUUGGUUGUUUACAAUGUGGUGAGAAUGGUGGUAUUAGAUACAGUGUCUUUUCUGGGUUAAGCUUGAAUUUACCCAAUGAAAAAUUCGGAGUGACUUUAAAAUUAUCUGAGUUGUUGGAUGAAUGGUGUAAACCUGAAAUCAUAGAAGGUGUUGAAUGUAACCGUUGUGGACUACUUGCAAUUAAAUCGCAUUUGUCACAAGAAUUGGAAAACAAAGAUGUCCCUGAAAAAUUGAAAAAUUUGAUUGAAGCUAGAUUGAAUGAAAUUAAUAAAGUUUUAAGUAAACAGGUCAUUGACGAUUCUAUAUAUAAAAAAUUGAAAACAGAUAAUAUGGUUCAAAAAUGCUCAAAAUCAAAACAGAUUUUGAUUUGUAGGCCACCGCCAUUACUAUCGAUUCACAUAAAUAGAUCGUGCUUUGAUAUGCGCACCUAUGCCAUUAGAAAAAAUAAUUCCAGGGUUGUUUUUAAAAGUAGAUUGAAUUUGAGUUCAUGGACAUGUUCUCCAGAUGAAAUUAAUUUAGAUGCCAGGUUGCCAAUGUCUAAAAAACACACAGAUGAACGUUCUUCUUCGAGUGAGGAUGAAGCUGUUGGUGGCGAAUACUAUGCUAGAUUACACCACAGGUUUGAAAGGGAAUUUGAAGAUAGCAGUGAAGAUGAAGAAGAAGAAGAAGAAUACACAGGUCGUAAUAUCGCCACUGAAUAUAGUCCAUUAGCUGAUGAUUUGACAAAUAAUACCAAUAACCAAAGGCAACAAUGGGAACAGGAAGAAUUAAUGGUUGAUUCUUUAGGUAACACAAUUACUCCUGCUAAUAACACCAACGUAGCGGAACAGUUUGAUGAAGAUUAUACUGAAGAACAACAACUUGAACUUCAAGAGGAGGAGGAAGAUGAUGGUGAUGAUAAUGAUGAUGACAGCAUUAGUGAAAUUAAUAUGCCAACAAUCAGUUCAUUAUCUACAUCUGUACCAUCUGGUCCAUUAACAUAUUGUUUACGCUCUGUUAUUGUUCAUUAUGGAACGCAUAACUAUGGUCAUUAUAUUGCUUUUAGAAAAUAUAGAGGGUGUUGGUGGAGAAUAUCCGAUGAAACUGCUUAUGUUGUUGAUGAACAAGAAGUUUUGUCUACUCCUGGUGUUUUUAUGUUGUUUUAUGAAUAUGAUUACGACGAAGAAACUGGAAGAAUGAACGAUGAUAUAGAAAGAGAAAGACUAGAAAAAGAAAUUGAAAUUGAAAUGAUUAAGGAGGAACAAAAGCGUCAACAAGAGGAGGAGGAACGUGGUAAUGAAUUUGCAGAUAGUGAUGAUGAAAGUAACACUGAAACUGAUGAACACAGGAAUAAAGAAGAAUUUGUAAAGAAUGAGGAAAAUAGUGGUGAAAAUGAUAUUAAAAUACAAGUAGAUGAAUAA